Molecule: messenger RNA, 1866 nt
Organism: Exserohilum turcica Et28A
Lineage: Eukaryota; Fungi; Ascomycota; Dothideomycetes; Pleosporales; Pleosporaceae
Exons: 5
Coding region: 32-1654 (540 amino acids)
Biological process (GO): carbohydrate transport; transmembrane transport
Cellular component (GO): membrane
Molecular function (GO): carbohydrate:proton symporter activity
Source: RefSeq, a predicted model, not a curated record
CGCCAAGUCAACCUCGCUGCUAACCUGAAAGAUGUCGGCCGAUAUAAAAUACAACGAGAAGCCCGGGCCUGAUGAUGUGAUGCGGGAGAAGAGCAUCGGUGGUGGCCACCAUGCUGAGGUGCUGGAUAACAAGGAGCUCAUGACUGAUGCUCAGAAUGCCGAGGCGCGCGAGCAUGAGAUGACCCUGUGGGAGGCCGUAAAAGACCACCCCAUGGCGUGUUUCUGGGCCUUUAUUUUCUGCUUUACCAUUGUCAUGGAGUCGUUCGACAUGUUCUUGAACGGCAACUUCGUGGCGCUUAGCGCUUUCAAGGAGCGAUACGGAGUCCAGGUUGCGGGACAGGUUGGCAAAACCAUUCCCACAAAAUGGCAGAGUUCGCUCUUCCAGGCUGGUCAAUGUGGCGCCUUUAUUGGUGUCAUGAUUGUUGGUCCAAUCACCGACCGUCUUGGUUACCGCUGGACGACCCUUCUGGCCCUCGUUAUCAUGAAUGCUACCAUUUUCAUUUCCUUCUUCGCCAACUCACUCGAGGUCCUUGUCAUCGGACAGGCAUUCGAGGGUGUCCCAUGGGGCAUGUUCAUCGGAAAUUCGCCCGCUUAUGCUAGUGAGGUCGUACCCCUCGUUCUCCGUGGUGCCUGCACAGCGACCCUGCAAAUGUCGUGGUCCAUCGGUAGUAUCAUUGUCGCUGGCGCCAGCUACGGCUUCAACGGGCGAAAUGAUGAGUGGGCCUGGCGAGCACCGCUUGCCCUGCAGUGGAUCUUUCCUCUUCCGCUCAUGGCAAUCAUCUGGUUCGCCCCCGAGAGCCCUUGGUGGCUCGUGCGAAAAGGCCGCAAAGAUCAGGCUCUUAAGUCCAUCAAGCGUCUCGGCCGCAGGAGCGGAACUCAAGCAUCUGCCGAGGAGACACUUGCUAUGAUGGAACGUACCGUUGAGAUUGAAGCUCACGCCGGCGGCCAGCCCAACUUGCUCGACCUCUUCAAAGGAGUUGAUCUUCGCCGAACGCUCAUUACGUGCUUGACCUACGCGUCUCAGAACUUUGCUGGUAACUUGAUUGCCAACCAGGCCACCUUUUUCUUUGAGCAGGCUGGAAUGUCCACCAACUUCUCCUUCAAGCUCAACAUCAUCAACUCCUGCCUGCAGCUGAUUGGCAACAUCUUGUCAUGGCCCCUAGGCGCCCGUUACGGCCGUCGAACAAUUUACCUUGUAGGCACAGCCACCAACAUUGUUAUGCUCAUGGUUCUCGGUGUUUGCGCAUCGGUCAACCAGAGCAGCGCAACCAACUACGCACAAGCUUGUCUUGGUGUCAUCAUCUCGUUCGUCUACGCCUUGGCCAUGGGUCCGACCACAUACUCCAUCAUCGCAGAAGCAUCCUCGGUUCGCCUUCGCGCGCUCAGCACCGGUGUCGGUCGUGCCGCCUACUACGUUGCUGAAAUUCCUAUGAUUUACCUGGCCUCGCGAAUGCUCAACCCAAGCGGCUGGAACAUGGCCGGAAAGUGCGGAUAUGUCUGGGGCGGUACAGCUUGCGUCUGCUUCGUCUCCGCCUACUUUGGUCUUCCCGAAUUCAAGGACCGCUCUUACCGUGAGCUCGACAUUCUGUUCAACCGCAAGGUUUCGGCCAGGAAAUUCAAGACGACUGUCAUUGACGUCAGGGAGAACGAGUAAAACUAUUCACCUUUUGCUCCAUAUUUAUCUAGAGAAGACAUCCGCAAAUUGUUCAUCAAGGGAGAGGAUGUUCAGCGUGGAACCCGAUGUCCUGGAGACUUUAUGAGUAGCCUUGGCCUCGCUGCGCUCAGCGCGAGCGGCUUUUCAAAUCUUAGAAUUGACACCCUUCGCAAGCGCGGGAUUGUAAAUAUUAUGGUUAAUGUGUUAAACGC